CAUGUAACAGAGAGGUGUCCGGUAUUAUAGGACUCCGGGAACAUGGCCGCCGCCUCCUAUUCUCCUCUGCUCUUGCUGCAGAUGCUGUCACGCCGGUGCUACGGCAUAAUGGCGGCUGCUAUGCGGCUGUAUGACAGAUGGAUCCAGUAACAGAAAUACCCCAGAGAGAUGUCCCCGUCACCUCUGUAUUCACAGGAUUUUAGAAUUGUGGAGGAGAAUUCCAGACCGCCACAAGAGCAUCAGGUCUGGUUGAUAUUAAUGUAAAACAUAUGGAGGGAGAAGAAGAGUUACAUUUGACUGAUAUAGAGGGAGAAGAAGAGACGUAUGUGACUGUUAUUAAGACAGAAGAUACAGAGGGAGAAGACACAUUUGUGACUGAUAAUAAGGCAGAAGAUAUAGAAGAAGAGGAGACAUAUGUCACUGAUAUGAAGGCAGAUGACAUAGAGGGAGAAGAAGAGUCAUAUGUUCCUGAUAUGAAAGCAGAAGAUACAGAGGGAGAAAAUACAUUUGUGACUGUUAUUAAGGUAGAAGAAAUAAAGGUAGAAGAAGAGACGUAUGUGAGGGGUGAUCAGCAGUGUAAGGAGGAGGAAAUCCCUACAGAUAAAACAGAUGGAUGUAACUUCAGAAAUGUCUCAGAUCAUCAUCUCGUGUUAUCUUCAGACUGUGAAAUAGAAGAUAAUGACACAACACAAGAUUCUCCAGGAGAAAACCCUAUUACUUCAAUUGUACAUCCAGUACAUCAUAGUGUGGACGUGUCAUCUAAUACCUCUAACCAUGACCAGUUGUCUCCUGAUAACUCGGAUAUUGGUCUGUCUAUUACAGCUCUUACAGUAGAUAAAAUAUUUCCCUGUCCUACUCGUGCCAAAUGUUUUACACAGCCCACAGCUGUGACAGGUGAGAGGCCAUUUCCAUGUUCUGAGUGUGAAAAAUGUUUUACACAUAAAUCAGAUCUUGUUAGACAUGCGAGACGUCACACAGGUGAAAGGCCGUAUCCAUGUUCUCAGUGUGGGAAAUGUUUUACGCAGAAAUCAGCUCUUCUCAGACAUGAGAGAAGUCACACAGGUGAGAAACCAUUCCCAUGUUCUGAGUGUGGGAAAUGUUUUACUGAGAAAUCAUCUCUUGUUAUACAUGAGAGAACUCACACAGGUGAGAAACCAUUUACAUGCGCCGAGUGUGGAAAAUGUUUUACAAAGAAAUCAUAUCUUGUUAUACAUCAGAGACAUCACACAGGUGAGAAACCAUUUCCAUGCUCAGAGUGUGGAAAAUGUUAUACACAGAAAUCACAUCUUGUUAAACAUCAGAGAAGUCACACAGAUUAGCUAUUGUCAUGCUCUGAUUGUUGAAAGCCAUUAACAAGUUUUGAGUGAGGGAAAUAACUGCUCUCAUAUCUUGGUAAACCAUACUUUAUUCACAUACAAGUUAUACUUUGUUUGCAAGUGGAAUAAAUCUUGUCACAUCUCUUUUUCAUUAUACGGGGUUUUCAGAAAGUCCCUCUGCAGCAACUGUGUGCUAAGAAAGCCUCAACACAGAAAGUGUGCUAUGUACAAUAACAUAUUUUUAAGCGCUUUACAUGAGAUUAAAGAGAAUUUGUUAACAUUUUUAUCUACAGUAAGUGUUGAAAGUAUUGUCCCUCUCUGGCCUCCCACAGCUGCAGAGAUUAGCAGCCAGAGACAAAACUCACUUGCGGAGGGUCUUUUUUUAACUCUCUGUAUAAAGGAUUGACUUGGCCUAACAGUCAAGUUUCUGCCUUACACUUAUUCCUAUGAAAUGCAGCAAGGAGUCAAGAAGCGCAAAGUAAUGUGAGGCCAUAAAUGGUCUCGUUAUAUUGGAGGUUUAUUUACUAAAAAAAAAAAAUACUAUCAGACACCAUCAGGGCACAACUGUAGUGAAAAUAAGGACUCCUACAGACGUGUCCUCAUACAUCAUGGCUGCAGUCGCCCCAAACAGCCUCUAGCAUGCUAGGUCCUGUAAGUCUCAUCUGGCUUCGGGCAUCUUUUAUGCCAAAAAUGCAUCUCGGUCGCAAUGCGAUGUAACUAGAACCCACUAAGAGACUGUUCUGAUUAAUUUUAAAUGCAACACUUGUAUAUCUGUGUAUAACUAAGUCUCUGAAUCUUUAUACAAAGUGCUAUGAUGCAGCAGCCACCAUUUUUUUGCAUUUUUUUAUGCCAUUUUCCAUGCCAAGGGCUUUAUAUACAGACUCAGUCACACACAGAUUGUCGCAUAUCAGGUGAAUCAGUACAGUCUCCUGGUGCAUCCUAGUUGCAUCGCUUGUGAGUAUUAAUAAGAGAGAUGGGCAUAAUUGAAAUGGCAAUGUGUACAGAAGGGUGGGUUGCAGGGAGAAUGAAGGAUGUAAUUGGUUUGGAGAUAAUAACAUGGAGUGUAAUGAGGAAAAGCAAUUUGUGGUACAUUGUGUGUUUGACAUUUUUUAUUUAUUUAUGCUUAGAGUGUAAUGGAGUUGCAAUUGUUAAAGUUAACCAUUCAAAUACCUGUUUAUUAGUGUUGGUCAGCUGUUCAUUUUCAGUGUUAUGAAUAAACUGUUCAAAAACACAGGUACUCAAACUCGGUCCUCAGGACUCCACACAGGGCAUAUUUUGCAGGUCUCACAGAAUCUCAAGCGAAAUAAUUAGCUCCACCUUUGGACCUUUUAAAAUGUGUCAGUAAGUUAUUAAUACACCUGUGCACCUGCUGGGCUACCUGCAAACAUGCACUGUGUGGGGUCCUGAGGACUGAGUUUGAGAACCUGUGAUCUAAAGGAAUACUAUGGCUAAUUAAUAUAGGCUACCAGUGAAGCAAAUGUUUAGUUGAUGAAAGGUGAUAGAUUACACUGUAUUUGACUAUACAAAUACCAGCCCAGUAUGCGAUCAUUAACUAUGUUUCAACUAGCAACAUUUUAAGUACAAUUAUUAUUUUUUUAUGUUGAUGCUCUCUUUUAUUUUUAUGACGUCUUAUAAUUGUUUAUAGAGUAUGUUUCUUUAUUCAAAUUUCUUUAUAAUAUAUAAUCUAUUAGUAUUUAUUAGAUACAUAUGUAAUACCCACAGUUGUACUUAUCAUUCCAUUCAUACAUAUAAAUAAUGCAGGUUAUGGGUUUGUGACGCUGUUAGCUCACAGGAUGGCCGAGUGUGUCCUAGUCACCGCGUUGCAGCUAAGAGGCAUUUUCGGCAAAACAAGUCAACAGAUACUAGCAGAGUUGCACCAGACCUUGCGUCUGGCUUGCACCAAGCAUCUUGUACUGCAUAGCAUAUUGAGGCUAUAUGUAUAAGAACACAUCGGUAUAUGUGGGGUUCCUGGAACACUGGGUGGAAUCACCAUAUGUAUCAUAUGUGUCUGUAAAGAGACAGUGCUCUCUACUUCUCUUUCCUGAGCAAACAGGACGAUGCUAUAAAGAUCUAGCUUUUUCAGGAUUCAUUUUGUGCUGUGUAUACUGCUAAUGUCAUAAAUGCUAUAUUGUAAUCUUGAUGUUUUAUUGUACUCCUCUCUGACAUCGUUAUGUUUUGACUUUUUUUAUUAAAUAUAUUUUAAAAAUGCUAAA
Molecule: messenger RNA, 3529 nt
Organism: Pseudophryne corroboree (corroboree frog)
Lineage: Eukaryota; Metazoa; Chordata; Amphibia; Anura; Myobatrachidae
Product: gastrula zinc finger protein XlCGF48.2-like
Exons: 4
Coding region: 270-1319 (349 amino acids)
Biological process (GO): regulation of transcription by RNA polymerase II
Molecular function (GO): RNA polymerase II cis-regulatory region sequence-specific DNA binding; DNA-binding transcription factor activity, RNA polymerase II-specific
Source: RefSeq, a predicted model, not a curated record